Molecule: messenger RNA, 519 nt
Organism: Musa acuminata subsp. malaccensis (wild Malaysian banana)
Lineage: Eukaryota; Viridiplantae; Streptophyta; Magnoliopsida; Zingiberales; Musaceae
Product: early nodulin-93-like
Source: RefSeq, a predicted model, not a curated record
AGCUUGAAGCUUUCCCUACAUCGUUUCCUUCUGCUCACCGUCGUUCUCCUCUUGCAACUCAGCGAAAGCGAAGCAUGGGUUCCGCCGCUCUGGAUCAGAAACUGGCCAUGGCCAAGCGCUGUUCCCAUGAGGGAGCCAUGGCGGGAGCAAAGGCGGCCGUCGUCGCAAGUGUUGCAGCUGCCAUCCCGACGUUGGCUAGCGUUAGGAUGCUGCCAUGGGCGAGGUCCAACCUCAAUCCUACUGCUCAAGCCCUCAUCAUCUCCACAGCCGCGGGAGCGGCCUACUUCAUAGUCGCCGACAAGACGGUGCUGGCAUCGGCCAGGAAGAACUCCUUCAAGAACAGUUACCAAGGCAACUCUGACUGACGUGCCUAGGAAGUAAAAGCUCUAUAAUGUAUGCGACUACUGUCGCAUGUAUAAUGGGUGGGACGUCGCCUAAGCUCCGUUGUUCCAAUUUUGUUCAGCAAGAAUUCGAAUCAAAUAAGAAACACAGCCAGUCUCGUCUUCAAAUUGAGUCCAA